AUGCGAGUCUGCAGGUGCUCGCGACCUGCCGGCUCGAGGCGGAGGAUUUUGCCGGCGCCGCCGCCGCGCUGUCGGAGCUGUUGGGCCCGCUGCUCGUCCAGCCCGCGCACGGGGCUGCUCGCCGCCGGGUGCCUGCCCGCACCGCCAAGGUCGCCCUCUCCGUGCUCGGCGCCUGCCGCGACGCCAGCGUCUGCGGAGACGAGUGCAGAGGUGCUGGCCGCGUGCAGCCGAGACCCAACCGCCGAGACCCAACCGCCGAGACUGCGCCACGACGUCAGCAGAGGUGCUUGGCGCGGGUUGCUUCACCGGGUUUCCUUGUGCGUGGCAGGAGCGGCGCGGCAGUGGGCGGCCCUCGGGGAGGGUGGCCAGUGGGCGCCUCCUGCUCCGCCUCCCUCGCCCGAGCGGACCCUCGCCCUCCUCAAGCCGGACUGCGUCGCGAGUGGGGCGGCGGGCGAGGUGGAGGCUCUGAUCGCGGAGCACGGGUUCGAGGUCGUGCGGCGGAGGAGGUGGAGGAUGGGGGAGGGGGAGGCGGCGGCCUUCCUGCAGGCCUCAUGCUCGUCGCGCUUCUUCUCGGAGAUGGUCUCGUUUUACGCGAGCGGCGAGGUGGUCGCCCUCCUCCUGCAGCGGGCGGGGGCCAUAGGCGCGUGGAGGGAGCUGCUCGGGCCCGGCGACCCGGCGGCGGCGAGAGGGUACACGGACAGGCACGGCCGGGUGCGGCGCCCAAAGGCGCCGCGGAGCGUGCGAGCGCGUUGGGGGCGCGACAAGCAGGCGAACGCGGCGCACGGGUCGGAUUCGGAGGAGGCGGCGGGGAGGGAGAUCCGGUUCGUGUUUGGGGAGGGGUGGGUCGAGGCGGGCGGCGCCGGCGAGGGAGCGAGCGAGCUCGAGCAGCAAGCCGCGCGGUAA
Molecule: messenger RNA, 903 nt
Organism: Emiliania huxleyi CCMP1516
Lineage: Eukaryota; Haptophyta; Isochrysidales; Noelaerhabdaceae
Exons: 2
Coding region: 1-903 (300 amino acids)
Source: RefSeq, a predicted model, not a curated record